This is a messenger RNA of Rotaria sp. Silwood1, 1380 nucleotides long. Lineage: Eukaryota; Metazoa; Rotifera; Eurotatoria; Philodinida; Philodinidae. The record is from the annotation of a GenBank genome assembly.
AUGGCUCCAAAACGUAAAAAUAUUUCCGAAACAAGUUCUUCGAAAACAACAACACAACAACGUCGAUGUAGUCAGCGAGCUAUUGGUUUGACGUCAAAUAAUGGUACAAAUAAGUCUGUUGUGUUAACACAACAAAAAAAACAAUCUCGAUCGAAACGACGACAAAAUAAAAAAUACCACAAUAGUGAAAAGCAAUUUGACGUAAUUGAAGAAGAUACAUCAACAGAAAAUUCAAAAUCAAUGAACAUCGAUUCUAACGAUGUUGAUUCAGGUGAUCAAGACUCAUCAGGUUCUAAUUCUUGUUCGAAUACAAGUAAUGCUGAUGGACAAGUUAAGGAGCCAUCAAGUAUUCAACUUGAUAUUGGUGAUGAUGACGAUGAUACACAUGAAUUUCAAGCUAUGUUUAUGUCUAAUGCAACAUUAUCUAAAAGUCAUCCAAAUUCUAGUUCAACACCAUUAGUUCGAUCUCGACAAGAUAAACCAUCUGCAGUACGUGCAACUACCGAGUCUACCUCAUCACAUCAAACAAAAAAACCAACACAUCGUCGUCCAUUAUCAACAACCAAUAUUGAUCAUCAACCAACAACGACAAAUUUAAAUGUACAAAAUCUUAAUACACCUACGAAUCUACGUAUUAGUACAAAUUCAUCACCAGCAACUCAAGUAUCAAUUAGAAAUCAAUCUUUAUCUAGCAUCAAUUACACAACCAAUAAUAAUGCUAUAUUAGAAACAUUUGUAGAAUAUCGAAAUUUACGACGUGAUUUACAACGUGCAGAGCAAAAAAUUGAAAAUUGGAAAGCUGAUUAUGAUGCAUUGCAACAUCAAUUACAAAAACUUCAAAAUAAUUCAUUUCGUAUGUAUUUUCUUUAUCACACUAUCUCUUUUGUUACAUUGCUUCUUUUAGCUCGUCCAAAUGUUGAUGGUCGGGCGUUUUUGGAACAGUUGCUUGAAUCAUUGAAUUCAUGUGAACAAGAUAAAGAUAAUCGUACAUCAGCAGAAAUAGCUAAAGCUAUUAGAAUACCAGAAAUAGUUCUACUGUCGUGUUCUGCUGUUGAUCCACAAAAAACAGCUUUGCACGUGUUUAAUGCUCUUUUUCCCGGUAAUGAUAAGAAGGAAGCAUUAAUCAAUGUUGACAAUUUGAACGUGAAUUAUCCAAAUUUACUAAAAGAUAUAGUGGUGUGGUCAAGAAGAUGUACACCUGGUUGUGUUUAUUCCAUGUCUCAGUUGAGAGAUGCUAUUGGAAAUUCAAUCAGAUGUGCUCGAUACAAGGUAAAGAUGGGCAGAGUUCAAUUUGCUGUAGCAGCAGCUGUCAACCAGUUCGGACCAGCUCAUGUGGAUGAUGAUAUGGAAAUAAUACCGCAAGAGGAUGAUGGCUUUUAA